CGCGUGUCAAAUCCCAUUCCCGUUCCCAUUCCCGGAGCCCCCCUACACUCGCCCGGCGGAUUCCAAUUUCCAGGAGUCCGCCUCCAAUUUCCUCGCAACAGCAGCUCCCCACCCCACCCCACCCCCCCCCGAGAUCUCCCCGACCGGCCUCGAGAUCCCUGCGCCCAUGUCGUCGUCGGCCAUGGACGCCAUCGUCGAGCUCGUCGAGCUCUCCGAGUCCAUGCGCCAGGCCGCCUCGCUCCUCGCCGACGACGACCCCUCCGACGACGCCGCCCCGCGCCGCCCCUCCACCUUCCUCAACGCCGUCGCGCUCGGCAACGUCGGGUCCGGCAAGUCGGCCGUGCUCAACUCCCUCAUCGGCCACCCCGUGCUGCCGACGGGGGAGAACGGGGCCACGCGGGCGCCCAUAGUUGUCGACCUGCAGAGGGAUCCGGGCCUCAGCACCAAGUCAAUCGUCCUGCAGAUCGACAGCAAGUCGCAGCAGGUUUCUUCGAGUGCGCUCCGGCAUUCACUGCAGGAUAGGCUUAGCAAGGCCACCGGACCCGGGAGGAGCCGGACUGAUGAGAUUUACCUCAAGCUGCGGACAAGUACAGCUCCUCCACUAAAGUUGAUUGAUUUACCUGGCAUAGACCAACGAGUUAUCGAUGAUUCAACAAUUAAUGAGUUUGCUGGCCACAAUGAUGCAAUAUUGAUUGUUGUGAUACCAGCAAUGCAAGCCCCUGAGGUUGCAUCAUCCCGAGCUCUUAAACUGGCGAGGGAUAUUGAUCCAGAGGGAACCAGAACAAUAGGUGUCUUGAGUAAAAUCGAUCAAGCCGCAUCAGAUGCAAAAACAGUUGCAUGUGUUCAGGCCAUUUUGUCUAAUAAAGGCCCACGCACUGCAGCUGAAAUUGAGUGGGUUGCUUUAAUAGGGCAAUCUGUUGCAAUCGCGUCAGCUCAAUCAGGAUCAGUUGGGUCUGAGAAUUCACUGGAAACAGCCUGGCGAGCUGAGGCGGAAAGCCUUAAAUCAAUAUUAACCACUGCUCCUCAGAAUAAGCUGGGAAGAAUUGCUCUUGUUGAUACCAUUGCUAAGCAGAUACGUAAGCGGAUGAAAGUGCGGCUACCUAACUUGUUGUCUGGGCUUCAGGGCAAGUCUCAGGUAGUGAAAGAUGAACUUGCAAGGCUUGGAGAAUCGAUGGUACAAAGUCCGGAAGGAACCAGGGCUGUUGCUUUGGAGCUGUGCCGAGAAUUUGAAGAUAAGUUUCUCGCUCAUGUUACUUCUGGUGAGGGGUCUGGUUGGAAAAUUGUUGCAAGUUUUGAGGGCAAGUUUCCAGAUAGGAUCAAACAGCUUCCAUUGGACAGGCAUUUUGAUCUGAACAAUGUCAAAAGGAUUGUCUUGGAAGCUGAUGGUUAUCAACCAUAUUUGAUAUCCCCGGAAAAAGGUUUAAAAUCCUUGAUUAAAGGAGUGCUUGAAAUGGCGAAGGAGCCAUCACGACUAUGUGUUGAAGAGGUACACCGUGUAUUGUUAGACAUAGUAAAUGCUACUGCAAAUGGCACACCAGGACUCGGAAGAUAUCCUCCGUUCAAACGCGAGAUCAUUACAAUUGCAUCUAAUGCGUUGGAUACAUUCAAAAGUGAUGCAAAAAAGAUGGUGGUUGCACUCGUUGAUAUGGAGCGUGCCUUUGUCCCCCCACAACAUUUCAUCCGUUUAGUACAAAGAAGAAUGGAAAGGCAGCGUCGUGAGGAUGAGGUGAAAACUAAAUCAUCUAAGAGAGCACAAGAUGCUGAGCAAUCCAUGAACAAGGGUUCUGAGCAAUCUGGUGGUAGCCUGAAGUCGUCAAAAGACAAAUCCAAUCAGCAAGAUAAAGAUACGAAAGAGGGACCUAAUCUGCAGGUUGCUGGUCCUGGUGGCGAAAUAACUGCAGGUUACCUAUUGAAAAAGAGUGCAAAAAACAAUGAAUGGAGCAAAAGGUGGUUUGUCCUAAAUGAGAAGAGUGGAAAGCUUGGCUACACCAAGAAACAAGAGGAGAGACAUUUUCGAGGAGUCAUUGUCUUAGAGGAAUGUAACCUGGAAGAGAUAGAGGAGGAAGAGCUUUCUAAAACUUCUAAGGAUUCAAAGAAGGCAAAUGGGCCAGAGAAAGGCCCAAGUCUCUUAUUUAAGAUUACUAACAGGGUUGCCUACAAAACUGUGCUGAAAGCUCAUAGUGCCGUUAUAUUGAAGGCUGAGAGUAUGGCUGACAAGAUUGAAUGGGUGAAGAAGAUAAAAGGUAUUAUUCAGAGCAAAGGUGGGUCUGUCAAGAGUUCAAAUACUCCUGAGGGCGGUUCCAUGAGACAAAGCCAUUCAGAUGGAUCUCUUGAUACGAUGGCCCGGAGGCCUGCUGAUCCUGAAGAAGAACUCCGAUGGAUGUCUCAAGAAGUUCGCGGUUAUGUCGAGGCUGUGCUGAACAGUUUGGCAGCAAAUGUUCCAAAGGCUAUUGUGCUUUGCCAAGUGGAGAAAGCAAAAGAAGAUAUGCUAAACCAGCUGUACAGCUCAAUAAGUUCACAAAGCAAUGCAAGGAUUGAAGAACUUCUCCAAGAGGACCACAAUGCUAAGCGUAGACGGGAAAAGGCCCAAAAACAAUCGACUCUUCUGUCGAAACUUACUCGUCAGCUCAGUGUCCAUGAUAACAGAGCUGCAGCUGCAUCAUAUUCUGACGAUACUUCUGGUCCAGAGAGUGGCCCACAGAGCCCUAGCCAGUCGGGUGAGGACUGGAGGUCUGCCUUCAGUGCUGCAGCAAAUGGCUCUGCCGACCGAUCCAGUUCACAGAACGAGUCAAGAUCGAGAAGUGCUGACAGUCGGGGCCGGCGGUAUGAAAAUGGGGACGCCAAUGGUGCCAAUUCAGGCAGCCGACGCACACCAAAUCGGUUGCCACCUGCACCGCCGAAAUACUAAGGAUGUUGAUUGGCAAUGUGAGAAUCAUAUUUUUCAUGGCAUGCUCUCACUCCCUUGUGAUAUUGAUGGGAAAACAGACUGGGAUGAAGAAUAGAGAGCUGGCGAGAGAUCGCAUGAAUGGUGUGUAUCCAGAGGACCUCAGUUGUUUAUAGAAAUAUGUAGGUUAUGUAUGGUGAUUGUUACGCGAUCAUUUUGCUAUAUUGAUCAGUCUGAUGCUCUCUCGGCCUGUGAGAUUUUGUUGCCACAUAUCAGUUGAUCUUGGUUCUGAACUCUGUUGUUGUAACUUGUAAGUCUUCCAUCAAACUUGCAAUGUAUCAUUUUCACCCAUUGGUGUAUUAUAUUCCUUCCAUUCUUUUUGACCUCA
Molecule: messenger RNA, 3272 nt
Organism: Hordeum vulgare subsp. vulgare (domesticated barley)
Lineage: Eukaryota; Viridiplantae; Streptophyta; Magnoliopsida; Poales; Poaceae
Product: dynamin-2A-like
Exons: 22
Coding region: 167-2908 (913 amino acids)
Cellular component (GO): microtubule; membrane; cytoplasm
Molecular function (GO): microtubule binding; GTPase activity; GTP binding
Source: RefSeq, a predicted model, not a curated record